AUGGAGGAGGAGGAGGCAAACUAUGAGGAUGAUGAGCCAGAACCUGAAAAUGGCGACAACGAAGAUGAGAAGCCGCAGGCCCAGCCAAAGGCGGCUGGCGCUGCCAAGAAGCGGCGACGUGGAAAGGGCAAAGCAAAGGCCCAGAGCCCCAAAGAGCAGGAAGAGCGCAAGGUGGUUGCGGACACCAUUGGGCGCUCCAUCCUGACAGCGAAGAUGAAAAAGACAAAGAUGUGCGAGUUCCACAAGGAGGGAAGGUGCAAAUACGGUGCAGACUGCGCCUUUGCACAUACAGAGCCGCCGCCCGAGACCGGCGCAUUGAGGGUCGGAGUUGCAGCAGGCCCCAGACUUGCGAAAAACACGACUUUGCCGAGCAUUUUUGCAGGGGAAGUGCGACGAUUCCGACUGCAAGUUCGCACAUGGCGAGGAGGAGCUGAGAGCGUCCAACAUCUGUUUCAAGACCGCGCUGUGCACUUGGUUCGAGAAGGGCAACUGCCAAAGCGGCAAGGGCAUUGCAAACGACUCAUACUGCUGAAGGUCGAGGAGCUUCGGGACGAUCCGGAUGCGAAGGUCCACUGGAUGUCGGAGCCCUCGAGGAAGCGCAAGGCCGAGGCCGAGCCUGCCGAGGAUCUGGGCCUCGGUGGGCUUUAUGACUUUCUUCCCCCUCCUGAUCCAGAGAAGGACAAGGCUACAGCUGCUAAGGCACGCAAAGCCGAGCAGCUGAGCACGCGGCCCAAGCUUCCGCCCGUCGACAGGUCAAGAGUAAUCUUCCUGGAUGUCGACGGUGUCCUUCUCCCGGCUGGCAGCGUCGAAAUGAUAUUCAUUGAUGGCGUCAUGCUGCCUGUGCGAGCGGCAAAGGAAGCGGACUUCAACAGAACUGCUCUGUCCAACCUGCGGGCGAUAGUACAGCAGACUGGUGCUUCGAUUGUUCUGUCCUCCGAGUGGCGACGGAAGGAGGAGAUGAGGGACAACAUCCGAAGAACUCUUCAAACCCAGGAUAUUCCUGGUAUUCAAGAUGCUACGCCGAUCUUCCAGCCCUCGGCCGAGCUCGUCAAGCAGAGGCUUGAUCAGGCGAUCAUUUGGGCCGAGCGCCGCGCACGAGAGAUAGGCAGCUGGCUGAAGCAGCACAAAGAUGUCAAGGCUUGGGUGGCCAUUGACGAUAUCGACUUUAGCUGGGCUGACAGCGUAAAGGUGUCGGGAACACCGCUGAUGAAGCAUCGCUCAGUCCUGACAAACCCGAAGUACUGCAUAACUGAGAAGGAUGCCGAAGAGGCGGUUCGCAUCCUCCUGAACCCUCCCGUCAUCGCUCCAGGUGAGGAGGCUGAUGCAAUUGCCGCUGCCAGAUAUCUGACGGAGGAGGCACUAGCGAAAUGCGCAGGGGCUGGACUGAUGUGA
Messenger RNA from Symbiodinium sp. CCMP2592, 1392 nucleotides. The record is from the annotation of a GenBank genome assembly. NCBI's taxonomy places the organism in Eukaryota, Dinophyceae, Suessiales, Symbiodiniaceae.